AUGUCUUCCAUCUCUACUAUUGAAAAUCGCACCGCCUUGGUGUUUGGAGCUUCCGGCAUCACUGGAUGGGCUCUUUUGCGCGAAGCCCUGAAGUAUCCCACCACCACGGCAUUUCGCCGUGUUAUUGGCCUCACAAAUCGACCGUUAGACAAAUCGACGUCUUUUCUGCCCGAAGAUAGCCGCCUUACGCUGGCUCAUGGCAUUGACCUCACCAAGAGCAUAGAUGAUGUGGUGGCUAAGCUGGCGGAUAUUGAAGGCAUCAAGGAUGUGACUGAUGUGUACUUUGCGGCAUAUGUUCAACCCGCUGGAGCUUCAGAUUUCGAAGGCUUUGACAUCCUCAAAGAGGUCAAUGUUCGCAUACUUGAAACGGCAGUUCAGGCAGUUGAGAGAGUCAGUCCAAAAUUGAGGUUUUGGACUUUGCAAACUGGAGGCAAGUCAUACGGUUAUGUGCAUGUUCCGCAACUGGGAUUUCCCAAAGUCCCUGCCAAGGAGACAGACCCGCGAAUUCCUCAGCCAUACGAGGAUCAAGUCUUCUAUUAUGCUCAGUAUGAUGCACUCCAAAAACUUUCCGCUGGAAAGAGUUGGCGUUUUGCAGAGAUUCGCCCAGAUUUAGUGAUUGGCUUUGUCCCCGGUGGCGGUAAUGCGAUGAAUUAUGUUCAAGCUUUGGGUAUUUUCCUUAGCUUUUACGCAUACCGCGAUAAAAACUCGUCGGGGACAAAGAAGCCUCUUCCCUAUCCUGGUCCUCUGGCUGUCUAUAACAGUCACUACACCGAAAUUGGACAAACGACCUUGGCUAGAGCACACAUCUUUGCUUCCAGUUUGAAAGAGGCACCAAAUGGCGAGGUUUAUAAUGUUGGAGAUUCUCCAGUCACCAAGGGAAAUAAUUGGGCCGAGAAAUGGGCGUCAAUUUGCGACCUGUUUGGCCUUGAAGGCAUUGCCCCAGAGGAAACGCCCAGUCUUGGCGUGGCCGCAUACAUGACUCAACAUCGCGAUGAAUGGGCGAGCUUUGAGACUAAGCAUGGUUUAAUCCCAGGUAUUAUUGAGAAAACUAGCUGGGAAUUCAUGGAUGUGCUCACAUCAAUGCCCAUAUUCGAUCGGCAGUAUGACUUGACCAAGUUUGCAGCCACGGGAUUUGAGAAGAGCUCAGAUGUAUUAAAGAAUUACACAGAGGCCUUUGAUCUGAUGAGGGCGGCCAAGAUGAUUCCUUAG
Trichoderma breve is the source of this 1209-nucleotide messenger RNA. RefSeq lists its product as uncharacterized. The transcript has 4 exons. The record is from RefSeq and is a predicted model, not a curated record. The coding region runs from base 1 to 1209 and encodes 402 amino acids. NCBI's taxonomy places the organism in Eukaryota, Fungi, Ascomycota, Sordariomycetes, Hypocreales, Hypocreaceae.